AGAGGGCAAUUACGGCAAUUAGAAUAAUAGAAAAACAUGACGCUAAUUAACUAAAUGAUGAAGUUAUAGGAUCCGCAUCUUUCUGGCAUAAAAGACUGUAAGUCAACCAUCCACCCUUUGAUCACAUCACAUCAGCAUCCCUCUAAUCACGAUAACUACUCAAUUGCUGCCGUCUGAUUCACUGACUUUCUUGCCCCAGAGAGUUUGAACCAUAUAUUAAUAUUCCAUUAGCCAUAUAUAUAUAACUAUCAUUGCUUGGUGAGAAGUGAGAAUCAAGAGAGAAUUAGAGAGAAUUAAGGCAUGGCUUUGAAAGUCCUAUCAGCACUGGACAGUGCAAGGACUCAAUGGUACCACUUCAAGGCCAUAAUCAUCGCCGGCAUGGGCCUCUUCACCGACGCCUACGACCUCUUUUGUAUUCCUCCAAUCAUGCGCCUUCUCGGCCGCAUCUACUAUGAUUCUGCUAAACUGUCAAAUAACACUGGGGGAUCCAAUUCAACGGAUAAUGAUAAGUACCAAGUCCCCGCCGUCGUCACGUCCACGAUGGUGGGGAUCGCCUUGGUGGGGACGGUGAUCGGCCAGCUGGUGUUCGGCAGGCUCGGAGACCUAAUCGGAAGACGGCGCGUGUACGGCCUGUCGUUGAUGCUGAUGGUGCUCAGCUCCAUCGGAUGCGGAUUCUCUAUAUGCACCAAGAGGAGCUGUAUUCUGAUCAGCCUGGGAUUCUUCAGGUUCCUUCUCGGCGUCGGGAUAGGCGGGGACUACCCGCUGUCGGCGACGAUCAUGUCGGAGUUUGCAAACAAGAGGACGCGCGGGUCCUUCAUAGCCGCCGUGUUCUCGAUGCAGGGGAUCGGGAUCCUUGCCAGCUCGGCGGUGACGAUGGUGGUGUGCAAGAUAUUUGAGGCGACGACAUCAGCGACGGCGACGGAGACGCCAGACGAGGCGGAUAUUGCGUGGAGGGUCAUACUCAUGAUUGGUGCAGUCCCCGCUGCCAUGACAUAUUAUUGGCGUAUGAUGAUGCCUGAAACUGCAAGAUACACAGCUUUGGUGGAGCAAAAUGUGUUACAAGCAACCAAGGACAUGGUGGAAGUGUUAGACGUUUCAUUGAGUCAAAUAGCGGAAGAUGAACCAGUACUACCUACUGAUCAUAACCCAACUCCCUAUCCUCUUCUCUCCAAGAAGUUCUUCCGCCGCCACGGCCGCGACCUCUUCGCCUGCGCCGCCUCGUGGUUUCUGGUCGACAUCGUCUUUUACAGCAGCAACCUCUUCCAGUCCCAUAUAUACGCCAGUUUUCUCGACCAUAAGAAAGAGAUUAACGCCUACCAAGAUGCCUACAAUCUUGCCAGACUCCAAGCAAUUAUUGCUAUAUGUUCCACCAUUCCAGGUUAUUGGUUCACGGUGUAUUUCAUCGACCGCAUUGGAAGAGUGAAAAUCCAAAUGGUGGGGUUUAUGUGCAUGGCGGUGGUAUAUAUCUCCAUUGGUGUACCUUACUACUCAUUUUGGGACAAGCACAACAACCGAGUUGGCUUCAUGGUGCUGUACGGCCUCACAUUCUUCUUCUCCAACUUCGGCCCCAACACGACCACCUUCAUAAUCCCCGCGGAGCUGUUUCCGGCGAGGUUUCGUUCGACGUGUCACGGAAUAUCGGGGGCAUCGGGGAAGGUGGGGGCCAUAAUCGGGUCGGUAGGGUUUUUGUGGGCUUCGCAUAACAAGACAGAGGAUGGUUAUCCAAAAGCCAUUGGAAUGACAGCCUCGUUGAUCAUUUUGGGAGGAGUUUGCCUUGUGGGAAUGGUUGUGACCUAUUUGUUUACACCUGAAACUAAGGGACGUUCUUUGGAAGAGAAUGAGAAGGAUUAUGAUAAUGAAGAUGAAUUAAGACAAAGGGUUCUUCCUCAACCAAUAUGAGAGUCCCAUAUAUAUUGCAUUCUUCUCCUUCAAUAUAUCAUGAAUGUGUACAUAUAUAUAAUAGGGUUGUAUAUAUUUAUAUUUAAGCUUUUCAGUUGAGGGUUGACAGAAGGUUAAUUACAGUCACUUCUUUUUUUUUUUUUUUUUUUUUUUU
Molecule: messenger RNA, 2053 nt
Organism: Morus notabilis
Lineage: Eukaryota; Viridiplantae; Streptophyta; Magnoliopsida; Rosales; Moraceae
Product: probable inorganic phosphate transporter 1-9
Exons: 3
Coding region: 301-1899 (532 amino acids)
Biological process (GO): transmembrane transport
Cellular component (GO): membrane
Molecular function (GO): transmembrane transporter activity
Source: RefSeq, a predicted model, not a curated record